This is a messenger RNA of Vollenhovia emeryi, 4954 nucleotides long. RefSeq lists its product as uncharacterized. The record is from RefSeq and is a predicted model, not a curated record. The transcript has 6 exons. The coding region runs from base 228 to 3989 and encodes 1253 amino acids. Lineage: Eukaryota; Metazoa; Arthropoda; Insecta; Hymenoptera; Formicidae.
UCAUCUAUGGUCUAUGGUCGCAACAUGUCACACAUAUACAACACACACAUACGCACAACACAACUGUACAGCCCGCGCCAUGGCCGCGAAGAAGUUGUUUCGUCGUUUUUGUAAACGAUACUGAGAGACGGUCGUAUUGCGAAACGCGGGCGAUCUCACCGAGCGAUCGGCGACGUGCGGCAACUAGAGAAUAUCGCUGAUCGUGCAUCCGCUGUUACGGCCGUACCAUGCAGAACUUUGAUGAUCUUGAUAUAGAGGGACGUAAUCCUUCUCACUUAUCGGAAGAGGAUAAGGAAAAGGAAGAGUAUGAUCGGAAGCGUAUAAUGCGGUGCAGCGUCACCGCCGAAGACGGCGCAUUGAAACCUGUCUACUCCGAGACCGAAGACGGUGAUAUAUGGUGUCAUAUCUGUAACGUUGCCUUAUUCGGCGCCCAUAAAUUGAUAAAUCAUAACUUGUGUAAUCGUCACAAAAUGAAACUGGACGAGUGGCCAUAUCCGGUUAUGCUGUGGUCCAAACGGCCGGAUGUGGCCAAGAUGGUCGCGCCAGUGCAAUCCACCACUAUCGGCGACACCCUGGCGCCUGGUGAGCCAGUACCACCUGGUAUGGAAGACCAAAUAACGCGGACCACGUCGAUACAGAUGAGCUUAGACCGUCAUCAAAGCUCGCCGCUCGUCGGCCUCGAGUACCUCCUCGAGCUGGUGGACAACGACUCCUGCGAGCCGAGUUACACGUGCGUUUUGUGCGACAAGCGUGGCGAUCCGCGCACAGUAAUGGCCCACAUUACCAGUUACAAUCAUCGAAUCACGUAUCUGAAUAGACACUUUCCAACUAUAUCGCGAGCAAUCACGGAGCUACCGCGUACCCCUAACUAUAAGCGCGGAGCCAAUGAAAUAUCGGUGUUAGUGGCGAAGAAAAUUGAAGAAAAGUUCGGAAGAAUGAAGCCGCAAUUGGUAGACAAAGCUCAGUUCGAAAAGAAUAAGAUGCAAUAUAUCAAGAGGGUGUAUCAGGACGUUCACUUUAGGGAAACGUCAGAGUGUACAUUUAUGGAAGUUUACGAUGUGCGAUGGGUAACAAAUUUUGACGAAAAAAUGGCAGAAGUGAAUGGUAAUAUUAGGAAAAAAGAUUCCCCUGAUAAAAAGACUGAUGAUAAGAAUAAGAAAGAAGAGAAGAAAAAGGAAAAGUCACCUAAAAAAUUAGAGUCUAAAGGAGAAGUUACGAAAUCGGGUUUCAAGAUGCGUAUAGUUAACAAGGAUAAGAUGAACCUUCGUAAAACCUCGCCGAAGCCCGAGGAAAACGUAAAAAAGUCACCAAAACGUCCCUCGGAUGACACCAAAUCACUUUCGUCACUUUCGAGCAUAUCUAGCAGUCCAUCGCCGUCCCGUUCGAGAUCUCGUUCACCGAAUCGGAAUAAAAGAAGAAGUUCCGUCGACAGGAGCUCAGGAAGGUAUCGUAGCAGCCUGCGACACUCGCGCGAACGUAUCCGCGGCCGAUCGCGAUCGCGGUCGCGGUCUUUACAGCCUCAUAGGGAACGCGACAAGUGGGAUAAAUACCGCGAGCAGAUUAGACGCGCCGAGGAAACGUUAGAUCGUGCUCUCAAGUUCCACGAGAAGAAUCCUGAAAAGCAUCCGUCUUAUCCGGACGAGUGGAAGAAAUUCUGGAACAGACGAUACAAGGAACUCCAGGCCGAAGGUAACGAUCCGAGCAAACACGACUUCAAACCGGAGUGGAUUGAGUUUUGGAACAAGCGAAUGCGCGAGAUUCACAGUGAGCAGCUUCAGCAACGGAAAGAAGAGAUCAGAAAGAGAUUGGAAUUGCCGGAGGACAAACCGCCGGAGAAGUGGGUUCCACCGAGGCGAGAGCGAGAACGAGAACGGGAGCGGGAACGUGAACGUGAACGUGACCGGGAACGUUCGCCUGCGAAGCGCAGCAGGCAUCGCAUAGAAAGCGACGAUGAAGUAGAGUACGUCGGUACGAAAGUGGCCAAGCCUGACUAUUAUGACCGUCACGAACUUAGGGAGCGCGAUUACAUGUAUUCUUCCUACUCGCGCGGAAGAGGAACCGUAUACCAUAAUUAUCCGUCGCGUACUAGGCCGAUAUAUUAUGCGACGCCGUAUCCUGUAAAAGAUAAGUCGCCCACUUCGUCGCCUGUCGUGGAAGAGGUAUUGGCGGAGGAUCUAGAAGUCGUCGGCUUAUUGCGACUACUCACGGCGCUUGAGGGGCAGCUAGGCUCCCUUGGUCCUAAGAUAGUAUCGCUUUUGUCGAAAGCCCUAGCGGCUGAGAAGUUAAAACCAAAUUCCGCUGAAGAACUGCUAUACGACGAGGAAGUGAGCGUCCUGUUCGAGACCGUUAAAGAGAAACUCAAGGGUCAGCUGUUCGCGGGCAUGGUGGAAAAAAUGGCGAUUACAGCCACUAAGACUGCUAUACAGAAUAUCGCAAAGUUGCUGCACAGAGCUUCCGAGGGCAAGAAACAGCUAGAGGAGGAGAAGAAAAAGAAGGAACGGGAACUUCUGGAAGCGUCUAAACCUACGACGAGUUUCGUCAAUCGGAUCGCGUAUUCAAGACCGGUGGAGAUAGCUACGCCGGUCAUUAAGUCUGAACCGGUGAGCGUACCAGGUGUCGGCACAGUUGAUAAAGUUGCUAUCGCUCAGCAGAUUGCCGCGGCCCUCGUCGCGCAAGGUAGAUCGAAUGUUUCGCAGGAAGAAUUGGAAACUCUCAUUAACGCUGUAGUCGGCAUGGCAGAGGCGUCGAAACACUCCGAUAAACCCGUCACCACUGCCGACUUCGUCAAAGGUCUAGCGAAUUGUGGCACUGUCGCCGCUCCUCAAGUAACAGAGCCUCUUAAAACGGUAUCUAUUCUGAGCGAAAUUACUCAACCUCAGAUUGCGAAAAUAGAGAAUUUAUCAGACAACGAGCUGAAAAUAAAGUUGCAGAAAUUUAAGGAUCUGAGCACGGAGGAGCAGCACAGUCUCAUAAGUUCGCUGAAGAAGCUUGAGGCGAGUGAUCCGACACGAGUGGAGAAAUUGAGAGACUUUGUUAAUCUCGGCAUGACACUGUCGUCGACAUCGAUAUUGGGAAGUGUCAAAUCACCAAGCCCGGAAGUCGAAGCCAUUGGCAAAGGCAGGAAGAGCAAUUCCCCGUUUUCCACCCGUAAGGGCAUUCAGAAUCCAACGGAUGACGAAGACAAGUGGAAGCCUAAAGUGGACAUGUUUGCGAACGACGAGGACGAUGAGCCACAAACGAAAAAGGAUAGCGAUGACAAAACUAAGGCCAAGACGAUAGACUUGUCCGACGAUGAUGACGACUACACGUACGAGGAUAUCUACAAGGCAGCGAGCAAGAAUGUGAGCGAGAAUGAAAAAGCGAAGAAGUCCCGUACUUAUUCCAGGUCGCCGAAAUCAUGGUCUCACUCGCGUUCGCGAUCGCGAUCGAGGUCACGAUCGAGAUCGCGGUCGAGAUCGCGAUCGCCGGUAUCGCGACAAAAGGAAAUUACGAAAACGAGCGAUCCGAACGCAUUACUGAACGAAACCAAACGCCUGAUUGCGAACAUUAUGGGCGACCUGCCGAACAAAUACGUUCCGAAAUCGUUGAGCUUGGGUGGCGAGAAGACCGAGUCCGUGGCGGGUUCCGCGGAACCGGCGCCGCCUGGUGCAGUACCGACCUUUUACAAUCAAGGUUUCCUUCCGAACAAUCAGCCGCGGCCACAGGAACAGCCGAUGACCUAUCCUAACGUGUCGAAUCAGCAGUACCCGAAUUAUCAGCCGCAGCCGCAGAUGUUUCCCAAUAAUCCCGGAUACAUGGACAACGGUUACAAUUAUCAGGGUUACAGCAAUCCAGUCAAUCAAGGCCAAUACGGCGGACCGCCGAAUCAGUAUCCUCAGCAAACUUACGGCUCUUUCGGUGCACCGCAAACCGCGCCUCCGACAAACUACGUUCAGCAACCUCCGUCGCAGCAAUACGAUCCUUACAUGCAGCAACAGCGAUUUUAUUGAAUGAAAGAUCCUUUGCGUCAUCGACGACUCUUCUUCAAUGGACAAUCGUGUUGCAGCACGUCAAGUCCGCGAGCUCGAACCGAGUCCCAAGCCUCGUUCUCUUUCUGUGCACAGAUGUACAAGUGCCAAGUUCUGAACGUCGUCGUUUCAAUUUACACUUUAUGUAAUUUUUUAACGAAAUGGGUCAGAUUCUAUUUCGUAAUUAGCCAACGACAAUUACAAGCACUUUCGUUUCUGUCUACGCAAGUGCUUCCGUAAUGCCGAAAAGCUGUACUUAGACAAUUGCAAAUCCAGACGUUUUGCCCGAUCCCUCUCUGUACAUGUAUUUUUAUUUAUUCGCACGAAUGAAACGUAUCUCCUAUCCAUAUCUCAUCAAAAUUCGAGUAAGAAAAUCAUUGUCAUUUUCGAAUGGAAUAAAGUCUCGUUUCAAUGUAUAACUCGAGAGCGUGUCAAUCGUCUGUUAACAUGUAAUUCGGCAUUUUUUUAUCCGUACAUUGUGCAUCUUUUCAUCCGUAACUCGCAUUUCGUUUUCGCAUAAGUUUUCAUGUAUCUGCUGCGCGGGUGUGUGUGCUAGUGAAAGUCUCAUAAGCUGUGUAUCGACCGAAUGUACGUCGCGUUCGAGCGAAUUGUACGUGUGCGAAGUGAACGUGUGUCGUUGUUAUAUAUACAUAUAUAUAUAUAUAUAUAUACAUCACAUGACUUCGACCAAACGAAAGUAAGUAAAAUAAACAGUCUAAUCGCCAGAGCGUGUACAUCGUCAUAACAUAAUCUUACUAUUUGUAAUAUAUAUUUGAUAAGUAAUAACCGCUUUUGUCGCAUAGAAAUUGUGGCGAUAUUUAAUAAAGCAGAUCGUAAUGACUGUGUAAAAGCCGUUUUAGGUUGCUGAAAUAUUUUACACCUGCGGUAUUCGGGACAUUUAACAUUUACCAUAAUCAAAUUGUAAUUCUUUAAUAAAUAUAUGACAA